GUGUCCUCUCUCUCCUCGCUCUUUGCCUCCCGAUCAAUCUCGAAGUUCGCUGGACUUGUCUUCCGAUCUCACGAAAUCAUGAACGGCGAAGAUCCCUCUCGCUUCGGGCCCGAUGCCCCGCGGCACCAGUUCAGCAACCCGCACUCCCAGCACCACAACCCUCAGCAUCAGCUUCCACAAAUGCCCUCACACCCGGGUGUUCCCUAUUACAAUCAUCCUCCAGGACCUCACCCAGCUAAUCCCGAUCUGCUGUCGCCUCAAUCCGCUCGUCCUGCCUAUGGACCGCCAAGCCAUGGAUUCUCUCCGUCCCCCUUCUAUCCACACCCGCUAGCCUACAACUACCCCACCUUCAGUCACGGUCAUCCUCAGCAUUCGUCCCAUUAUCGUGGUCCUGAGAUCUACUCUUCUCAUACACCGGUUGUUGACACUCAAGCCCCUACACCGCACACUUGCUCCUCCUCGCAAGCUCAACAUCACCAUCGGCCACUCCAAGAUACCGAGCCACCAUCAUGUUCUCACCCACCAGAAUUGUAUACAGAGCAACCUCCUGAGGCCUUCUCUCAGUCCGACUCUGACUCCCUCUCUGCUCCUGUCAGCGUCACUUCGCCCGCUCCUGACCAGCCAGUGUCUCAACAUUUACCGCUCCUGACCAGUCAGUCUCUCAAGCGUCGUCCACUUCCGACCAGCCUGUAUCUCGGAUGCCGACUCCUCCGCCUCCUCCAGAAGUUCCCCUGGUUGGUACAGGAAAGUGGGUCUUUUGCCGCUGCCACAAGUGCGAGGCUCUGCCAGAUGGCGGAAAGUGGGUUCCUGGUCACCGGCGAAACCGGCAUCUAAGUCAGCAUGGAUGCCAACCUGGGAACGAUCCCCGACGGAGCUGGUCAAGGAUGCCCAGGGACAACGGCGUCGAUGGCAAAUUUGAGCUUCGAAAGGCAGCACCCCGGGAUGGCCUUCCUGUGAUGCCACCAAGCCA
Molecule: messenger RNA, 970 nt
Organism: Polychytrium aggregatum
Lineage: Eukaryota; Fungi; Chytridiomycota; Chytridiomycetes; Polychytriales
Exons: 1
Coding region: 79-834 (251 amino acids)
Source: RefSeq, a predicted model, not a curated record